AUGCUACAUCCUUCUGCACCGCCAAGUAGAUUAGACGUUAAUGAUAAUUUGGUGGAUUUAGAUUGCCAAUUUCAGCAGAUGAUUGAAGAAUUAUCCGAAAAUAAUUAUAAUCAACUAGUUGAUUUGGUCUCAACUAAUUAUUUCCCUUAUAACUUUGCAAUGGCAAUGUUCACUUCAGAGUUUGUUACACUUGUUGAACGUUUUCCACAAAAAAACGAUCUUUUUGCAAAAUUAUUAAUUGAAUUAGAUGAAAAGUAUAAAAAUUACUUGGACAGCAAUAAUACCAAUCUUGAAAUACAUGAAAAAUGGAAAAGAACUCAUCCCGAACAUUACGAUCUUCAAAUUCAGUAUCCAUUGCUUUUUGAAGUAUGUUUACAAGGUCUUUACAUGCCAAGACUUAUACUUACAUUAAGUGAAAUGCUCAAAAAUAAAAGCGAAAAUACAUUUGAUCCUUUAAUUAUUCAAUUAAAAUCAAAUCCUGCGAAAUCUUUUGAUAGCAAAAGGUUUGACAAAGAGAGUGGAUACGAAAUCAACUCUAUACCAUAUUAUAUCUAUAAAGAUGAUGACGAAAAUCUCAAAAAACUAGGAAAUGAAAUUAAUUUUAAUCAAGUUCAAAUUAAAAAUGCAUAUAAUCAUCCAAAGCGUCUAUCAGUUGACACGACUCCUUUGAACAUAACUUAUCUUGCUUUGGCAGCAAAAUUAGGUUCAAAGAAAUGCUUUGACUAUUUGAAAAUGAAAACUACAAAUAUUGACCAUAUAACAGUAAAACUAUCAAUCGAAGGAGGAAAUGAUGAAAUUUUCCAAGAACUUUAUGAAAUAUAUAAGAAAAAAUCCAAAAUUCCUGAAGAAAAACCAGAAAAAGUACCAGAAAAAGAUCAAAAAUCAUCUACAGAACCACCUCCAGCUAGAAAAAGAAAGAUAUCUUGUGCAGAUUUGAUUCCAAAUAAACAAAUCCAAAAGAAACAAGAAAAUAUUGAUCUUGAUAGCAAAAUCAUGCAUUAUGCAAUCAAAAUGCACAGAUACAGGUAUUUUGAGAUGUUUUUCGACAAAUUAGAAAAAUUUGAUGAUAAAAUUUUGAGUAUUGCAUGCCUUUCUAACAAUGUUAGAGUGGCAAAGCGCAUUAUUGAGAAAUAUCCAGAUAGUAUUGACUAUCCAAAGUCAGAUGAUCCAGUAAAUAUUAGUUAUACGAAACCAUUACAUCGCGCGCUUCAAGCGAAUAGUAAUUCAUGCGCAUUAUUAAUAUUAAAUAGCCGCAGGAAUGAUAAAGAUCCGAUUGUAGAGCAACCAGCGACGAAUCGCAGUAAACCUUUGAAUUGGUCGGCAGGAUGGAAUAACUACGAAUGUUCUAGAGUACUUAUAGAGCGUGGAGCAUUGGUUGACUUCGAAAGAGGCAGACAACCAUUGAUGAGCGCUGCAGGAAAAGAUUAUUUUGAUAUCGUCGAACUUUUAUUGGAACACAAGGCAAAUGCAAAUAGUGUUGACUACAAAGGCUCAACUGUAUUGCUCCAAGCUGUGGAAAACAAAUGCUGGAGGUCAACUUAUUUAUUAUUAAAAGCUGGAGCUAAUAUCGACUUCCAACACACAGUUACAGGCUUAUCAGCACUUCAUAUCGCUGUUAAGAACGAUUCUGUUGAAUGUGCGGCUCUUUUAUCCAUUUUUGGAGCCAAUCCUUUAUUGAAGGACAAAAAUGGUGAAACUGUUCAGUACUACUUGACAUCCAAAUAUGAAAAGAAUGAAGGAAUGCCAAGAAUGCACCAAAUCCUGAAUUUUACCUUUGAUUAUCAGGAGAAUAGAAAACUCCUCAAAGAAUUAGGUUUCACUGAUGAAGAGUUACCUCAUAGAGGACCUAAUAUUAUAGAAUAUCCUGAUAUAUUACCAGAUGUCUGA
This is a messenger RNA of Trichomonas vaginalis G3, 1887 nucleotides long. Its product is annotated as spectrin binding. The coding region runs from base 1 to 1887 and encodes 628 amino acids. NCBI's taxonomy places the organism in Eukaryota, Parabasalia, Trichomonadida, Trichomonadidae. The transcript has a single exon. The record is from RefSeq and is a predicted model, not a curated record. Gene Ontology annotation, molecular function: protein binding; transcription cis-regulatory region binding. Gene Ontology annotation, biological process: positive regulation of transcription by RNA polymerase II. Gene Ontology annotation, cellular component: nucleus.